AUGCUUGCACGCAGCUCUGAGUUCCAAGAUUUCAAGGCACUUUACGCUGGCCUCGGUGACAAACAAAAGGUUUGUUUGUUGUGUUUUUCUGCUUUCCCGGAAAAAGAGAUCAUAAAGAAGACGUUCAUGUUCUAUUGGUGGACUGGAGAGGGUUUUGUGGCUCCAGUUAAGGGUACUGAAAAAACAGCAGAGGAAUUGGCAAACGACGUAUUUAGUGAGCUUAUGGCAAAGGGCUUCAUUGAGCCCAUUUCUGAAAAGCGCACUUCGGAUUGGGGGAAACAUACUGGUAAUUUCUCCUCUUCUUACCGUGUAUGCUUAUUAGCGGGAGAAAAGCUGAAGGGAGAGGGUAUGGAUAAUGUUCACAUGUUGUUCAACGUUGAUCAUAAAAUUCUUGAUUUUGAAAAGCCCGAGCUGUUUGCAAUGAUGAAGAAUAGCAACCUUCUUUGUUUGGGAAGGUGGCAGACCUCCCAAAGGCACCAUAUUGAAGUUGAGGACACCAAAUUCCUAAAAGGCUUGAAAAACAUGAAGCAUCUCAUGUUUCUAAGCCUCCAAAGAAUUUCACAAAUUAUGGAUCUUCCUACUUCUGUUUCAAACCUCAUGAAUAUCACGAUAUUGGAUAUCAGCGCCUGUCCCAAUCUUGAAAAAAUUCCUGGAGAGAUCGGCUUGCUUAAGAGUUUGACACACUUGGACAUGUCAGAGUGCUAUUUGCUAGUUAACAUGCCCAAGGAGAUUUCCACUCUCUUAGAACUUGAAGUUCUUAAGGGGUUUGUUGUUGAGAAUUUGGAGGGGAAAGAAAAAGACUCUUGUACCCUUGAAGAUUUGGCAGACUUGCCAAAGUUGAGGAAAUUGAGCAUUUUCACUGGCCGGAAAGACUUCCCUUGA
Molecule: messenger RNA, 882 nt
Organism: Rhododendron vialii
Lineage: Eukaryota; Viridiplantae; Streptophyta; Magnoliopsida; Ericales; Ericaceae
Product: disease resistance RPP13-like protein 4
Exons: 2
Coding region: 1-882 (293 amino acids)
Biological process (GO): defense response to other organism
Source: RefSeq, a predicted model, not a curated record